AUGGCUUUACGAAAGCAGAUCUGGACCUUAAUGUCCAAAAACUUUCGGUGGCUGCUCUUUCGGCACUUGACCCUCUGUGUCGUCAUGGCUUUUCUUUUGCCAAUCAUCUUGGCCGCAUUCUUCAGUUUUGCCAAGAAUCUCUUCGUGCCACCUGCGAAAUUCGGCUUCGGUACUGUUCGGCCGGUCCUGAGCCUGGCCGAAGCUUUCGAUGCUGCCAGAAGCAGUGGGCGCGACAAGGUAGUGCUGGUUAAUAAUGGCCAUGACGGAGGCGAAAUCAACCGCGUCCUCGACAAGGUCGCUGAAGCUGUGGUCCAAGCUGGUUCUAUGAAGCUUGUGACCGUCGGCAGAGAAGAUGAGCUGCUUACGGAAUGCCGCAGCAGUUUGCGAGGAGUCACCACAUGCUUCGCCGCAGUUGUUAUGCGCUCGUCGCCCACCGAAGGACUCGGCGGUCUAUGGAAUUACACGAUUCGCACUGACGCUGCGUUCUGGAACGAGCCCGUCAAAUUCCGCGUUGACAGGUCGGACAACGUCGAGCAAGUCUACUUGCUGCCCGUGCAGCGCCUUGUUGACGCUGCCAUAUUCAGUCCUAAUGGAUCUGGCUCUGAUCCAUUGGCUAAAAACCAGGAAUUGGCUUUUACCAGCAUGACACAGGAGGAACGAGACAGAAACGUGCGAGAGAUUUUCCACGAGGCCAUUGUGAACGUCAUGGCCGUUGCGUUCAUUGCCAACAUCAUAUGGAUCACCUAUCACCUCACCGGGUUCGUGGCCGCCGAACGAGAGACAGGCAUGUCCCAGCUCAUAGACGUCAUGAUGCCUGUUCGCCAGCCAUGGAUGGCUCAGGCUGCUCGUAUCGUUGCCCAUCACCUGUCCUUUUCCGUAGUCUAUGCUCCUGCCUGGAUAAUUGGGUCCAUCGUCAUUCGAUAUGGCGUGUUUACAAACACAAGUACCGCCGUCGUGCUCAUAUUCCAUCUUCUUGCUGGACUUGCCCUUGCAUCCAUGUCCAUUCUUUUCGCCUCGUUCUUCCGCAAAGCGCAGCUGAGCGGCAUCACUGCUACACUGGCUGUGCUGCUACUUGGAAUCCUUGCUCAGGCUUUAACCCAACCCAAGACUGGCCCUGUUGCCAUCUUGUCUGUUCUUUUCACUCCCUGCACUUAUGUGUACUUCCUUACUCUGAUGGCAAGGUUCGAGGAAAAGGACAGAGCCACAAACCUGGUUCAAGCCCCCCCAGACAGCCCUUGGAAUAUUCCGGGCCUUGUGUUUUUUGUCAUUCUCGCUGUUCAAAUUUUUCUAUACCCGCUAUUUGCGGCCUUGGUCGAAAAGAAGCUGUACGGAGCUUGCAGCGCGGGACGCAAGGUACAAAUCCCGCAAAGUAGCGACAAUGGCCUUGCUGAGAGUGCCGUUUCGAUUGACAGGUUGACAAAAAUAUACUACCCUGGUUUCCUUUCGCGUCUUUUCCCGUCAAAGUCGAAGAAGGCUCGGGAACCUGUCGUCGCAGUCAAGGAGUUGAGUCUUCGCGCCGGACGUGGUCAGAUUGUCGCCCUGUUGGGAGCAAAUGGCAGCGGUAAAAGCACCACGCUCGAUGCCAUCGCUGGUCUACACCGACUCACCAGCGGCUCCAUCACAAUCGACGGCCGAGGUGGGCUAGGUAUCGCUCCGCAAAAGAAUGUUCUCUGGGACGACUUGACCGUGACGGAACACCUUACAAUCUUCAACCGCCUCAAGGCCCCGACAUCUCCUGCUUCCAAAAAGCAGAUCCUGGCGCUUAUCGGCGCCAUUGAUUUGUAUCCGAAACGCAAUGCGCUGGCGAAAACCCUAUCCGGGGGCCAGAAACGGAAGCUACAGCUAGGCAUGAUGCUGACUGGUGGAAGUGCUGUGUGCUGCGUCGACGAAGUCAGCAGCGGACUGGACCCAUUAUCUAGACGCAAGAUAUGGGAUAUUCUUCUUGAGGAACGAGGAAAAAGAACCCUCAUCGUGACCACUCACUUCUUGGAUGAGGCCGAUCUGCUCGCUGAUCACAUCGUCGUCUUAUCCAAGGGUACUCUGCGCGCCGAAGGAUCAUCUGCGGAGCUCAAAGACCGAUUUGGCGGAGGCUAUCGGGUCGACGUGCGCAAAAACCUCGGCUUCUCUGACUUGCCCACUGUUGAAGGGGUCCGAAGGAAGGAUGCUUUCGAUUCAAUUACCUACGUGGCACCCACGUCCAGUCUUGCCGCGCAGGUCAUCAGAUCGCUUGAAAAGCACGGUGUCGGCGACUAUCGAUUCUCCAACCCAACCAUUGAGGACGUAUUCCUGCAACUUGCCGAGGAAGUCCGGGACGAAGAUGCAUUUAACGGCAGCAGCCUUGCCAUCACCAAAGAGGCCGGCAGCACAACCGAAAAGGAUACGUCGUCGCAGGAUGGUUCCACGCAACACCAUCGGGAGUUGAGCCUUUUGAAUGGCAAGCAAGUGAGCUAUGUCGGACAGGUCAUGAUUCUGCUCAGGAAGCGACUCACUGUCCUGACACGACACUGGAUUCUUUACUUGGCGGCCUUUCUUUUGCCCAUCUUUGCUGCAUGUCUUACUUCUCUGUAUGUCAAAGGAAAGCCUCAAACCGGCUGUACAGCUGCCGAUCAGGCUUCUGCAUCAUCCACCGAGGAUGCUUUCACACAAUUCAACCAUGACAGCAACAUCGUCUUCGUUGCUGGCCCAGCCGCCAAGAUGUCGACAAUGGCAAUGACAAGUUUGCUUCGACCAAUCUUUGAGGGCUCACGAGGCGGCACAGCCCUCGGUUUUGCAGCGCUGAAGAAUCUCCGGCUCGUCGAUACUUUUGAGUCCUGGCAGCAAUAUUUGAGAGACAAUCCUGGAAUCGUCACCACGGCUCUUUGGCUGGGCGACGGCGAUUCAAACCCUACCCUCGGCUGGGCCGCCGACUUGUUCAUUACGAGCUCCAUGACGGCCCAGCAGCUUCUUGACGUGCUCGUCUCCAACAUGACCAUUGCAACAACUUGGUCGUCAUUUAACGUACCCUUCAACCCUGGCGUCGGCGAUGCGCUCAAUCUGGUCAUCUACAUGGGCAUCGCGCUGGCUUGCUAUCCCGCCUUCUUCUCGCUCUACCCGAGUACAGAGCGCCGGCGAUUCGUGCGUGCUUUGCAGUAUUCCAACGGUGUCCGACCACUGCCACUCUGGGUCGCGUAUGUCUUGUUCGACUUUGUGUUUGUGCUUGCUUCGUCGGCAACCGUGACGGCCGUUUGGGCUGGCCUGUCAAACGUCUGGUUUCACCUGGAGCACGUGUUUGUUGUUCUCUUCUUGUACGGUCUGGCGUCCGCGCUGCUGUCUUAUUUUGUCUCCCUGUUUACGAAAACGCAGCUUGGCACGUUUGCCUGGGCAGCUGCGUACCAAGCAGUCUGGUUUUUUGCAUAUCUCAUCGUCUAUGUCUGCGUCAUCACUUACGUCCAGGUCAGCAAGAUCGACUCGACGCUGCUCGUUUGUCAUUUCGUCCUUUCUGGCUUUGCACCAAUUGUUUCCGCGGCCAGGGCCCUAUUCCUGGCAACCAACUUGUUCUCGACGGCAUGCGAUGGGAACGAGCUGUCAACAAGGCCGGGGGCAAUGACUGCCUACGGAGGCCCGAUUCUGUACCUGAUCAUUCAGUGCGUUGUCUUGUUCGGGCUGCUCCUGUGGUUCGACGGUGGUUCGGUGGGCUCCUCAUUUCGCAGACUGUUUGAGCGAAAAACGCAUGUCGAGACGGACCAUGAGGUGGACGAAGAGGUCGCCAGCGAGUUGAGACGAGUAACAGCGAGCAGUGGCAAGGUGGAAGACGACGGUCUUCGAAUAAUGCACCUCACCAAGUCCUUUGGCAAGAACACGGCCGUGGACAAUGUUACGUUUGGCAUCAAACGCGGGGAAGUGUUUGCUCUGCUGGGGCCCAACGGGGCCGGCAAGUCGACCAUCAUCUCUCUGGUUCGGGGCGACGUCAUGGCGAGCCGCAACGGCGGGGAUGUUCUUGUUGAGGACAAGUCGGUCAGCAAAAGCCUUGCUUCUGCAAGAAGGCACCUGGGAGUGUGCCCGCAGAUUGACGCUCUGGAUCAGAUGACUGUCCGGGAGCAUUUGGAGUUUUACGCCCGCGUCCGUGGCGUGUCCGACAUUGAGCACAACGUUGCUGCCGUGCUCGGAGCUGUCGGGCUGCAGGGCUUCGCCUCGCGCAUGGGACACGCCCUGUCCGGCGGCAACAAACGCAAGCUCAGCUUGGGCAUCGCGCUGAUGGGCAACCCGACGGUGGUUCUCCUAGAUGAGCCGUCGUCGGGGCUGGACGCUGCGGCCAAAAGAAUCAUGUGGAAAACUCUGGCAGCCGUGGUCCCCGGCCGCUCGAUACUCUUGACAACCCACAGCAUGGAAGAGGCGGAUGCCCUGGCGGGAAGAGCUGGCAUUCUUGCGCGACGCAUGCUGGCGCUCGGCGCGCCCGACGACCUACGCCGCCGCUUUGGCAACGCUAUCCAGGUGCAUCUUGUGAGCAGCUCGGCGCCUCGGACGACGGAGGAAGAAAUGGACAGGGUCGUGCAGUGGGUUCGCGAACGGCUGCCGUCGGCCAAUGUGGAGGCCAAGACGUACCACGGCCAGCUUCGCUUUUCCGUUUCGGCAUCCGACAUUGUUGCUCUCGCGGGACGACGCGGGAGCGGCUCGCGCAGCGGCGGCAGCGGCGGCAGCGGCGGCAACGACGACGAUGCGAUGAGGAUCGCUCACGGCGGCGAGGUGGCGCAUGCUGGUCGGCAGGACGGCGUCAUCGGCCAGCUGGCUGUUGUGCUGGAGGAGAGCAAGCACGAGCUUGGCGUCAGUUACUACAGCGUCAGCCGGGCCAGCCUCGACCAAGUCUUUUUGACCAUUGUUGGCCAGCACAACGUGCGCGAGGAGAACUACGAGGAGAAGGAGAGCCGAUGGCGCAAGGCGCUCCAGCUGGGCGGGGCGUUGCGGGCAUUGAAAGCAUGA
Molecule: messenger RNA, 4956 nt
Organism: Ustilaginoidea virens
Lineage: Eukaryota; Fungi; Ascomycota; Sordariomycetes; Hypocreales; Clavicipitaceae
Exons: 1
Coding region: 1-4956 (1651 amino acids)
Biological process (GO): lipid transport; transmembrane transport
Cellular component (GO): intracellular membrane-bounded organelle; membrane
Molecular function (GO): lipid carrier activity; ABC-type transporter activity; ATP binding
Source: RefSeq, a predicted model, not a curated record